AUGAUGUUAGAAGCUGAAGAAGAGAAGAGGGAGACUUGUGCGUCUGUUCCUCUUCUUCAGGAUCCAGUCAGAGUCCAGUCUGUGCUGAGAGGUUUCCUCCUGCUGACGAAGCAGCUUCAGGUGUUCAAGGAGAUCUGGACUCAAAGACGUUUGGGUGUUCAGACGUUCAGGACGCCCAGUCUGUAUCAGCAGUUUGUGAAACUCUACAGAGCUGAAAUCUUUUACCCCAGUAUGAGAGCUCUGGCUCAACAAAUGGGUAAUGAGCGGGACUAUGAGGUCCUAAUAUCUGGCAGCCAGGCUCUCCUGCCUCCACCUGGAGCUUCAGAGGUUGAUUUAAAAGCCUAUCAGCUUCACAUACUGCUGGAGAGCAUCGAGUGUGACAUGAUCCGAGCGGUUCAGAGGAGGAUCAGCAGAGAGCUGACGCUGGUGGUUUCAGAGCGAACUCGGCAGGACACAGGACUCCCUACAGAGCUGUGGAAGAAAACACCCCUGAAGUACAGUUUGACCCCCGAGCGGCCGCAGAUUGUUGAAACAUUCAUCCAGCAGCUGAUGGAGGGAGCUGAAGAGGCGGAGGGAGAGCUCAGGGUUUCUCAGCAUCACCUCCAGCAGUGUCUCACUCACCUCGGCUGUUCUCUGACGGAGCGAGAGCGUCGCAGCUUUCUGCUUUACUCGCAGUUUUAUGAACAGAUCCUGCAGCAGGAGACUCAGCUCCUGUAUGAGCGAGAACAGGAUAUAAAGAAUCUUAAGGAGUCUCAGACAAGCGACUCACACAAAGAGGUGGACGUUGUGUGUCGUGGGAUGAUGCUGGAGAUCUCAGCGCUGCAGGCUCAAGUCGCUCACCUGGAAGAAGAGAGGAGAAAUCUAGAGGAGCAGCUCAGUCUCAAAUUUAAAGAACGCUACGACCCUUUGGUCCGACACCUUUUCUCCACCUGCAUCCAGCUAAAGGCCAAGCUUGACGAGUACCACCGUCAGAUGGAGCAGGAUGUGGGUGAGAUUGUGAGCAGAGUAAGACGCGAAGGAGUCGACCGAUUCAUCAAACUCAAGAAGAAGUACGGCUGCACCAAAGACAAUGAUGGACUCACACUCACACAAUUGAAGAAAGAAGAAGUCCAUGAGUUGAGCCUGGAGAACAGCCGGCUGACUGCUCUGCUCUGUAAACAGAAGGCUGUGAGCUGCUGGCGGCAGGCGGCCGACCAGGAGAAACUUCACCGCCAGCUGCUUCAAACUCAGCAGAGGGAGAUUAGCUGUCGCAGCGAGACCCUCAGAGUGAAGAUGACGUCAGAGGAAGAGGUAUUAAUCCUGCAGGAGGAGCUGGAGGAGGCGAGGAAGGUGUUGACCUGCUGUCAAGCCGAGUGCAGCAGCACCAAGAAGCUGCUCAGCAGGAAGACCGAGGAGCUCCAGGUGGCCAGACAUCAGUCUGCACAGGAGGCCCGCAGCAGGCAGGAGCUGGACGGCUAUCGAGUGCAGGGCCUGGAACAAAUGAGAGCGGCCAUGGAGGACAGAGAGAGACGGCUCAGGGAGCUCAGCGAGCAGCUGGACAGAGGCAGCAGGAUGAACCAGUUACACCGACAACGCAGUGCCAAAGAGAUUCGACAGGUGAGGGGACAGCUACAACAGGAGCUCAGCAUCAAACAAGAAGCCUUUCAGCAAGUGGACAGACUGCAGAACCAGGUGACUGACAUGGAAGCAGCUUUCUCCAGGUGCACUUCUACAACAGGGCAAAGCAGAACUUAUUAUAAGCUGUCAGUCAGUAGAUUGAGUUCCUCAGCAGGUCUGCACAGGGCCACUCAGCAGCAGCAGCAGUCCACCCUGCAGCUUGGCAGUCUCACAAACUACGCCAUACUUUCAGGCUCUGCUACAGAGCCACGACAACAGAGAGCAGAAACAGCCAAGAGCCACUCUAACACAGGAAUAGAAAGACCUAAAUCAGAAGGCUCUCGUCUGCGUGUCAUGACUGCUGAGACGAUGUUACCAGACCUGUGAGAUUCAUCCGUGGUUGUUUUGUAAAUCAACACCAACUUGUUUACCAAGUUAGCUGCUGUUUGACGUUCCCUGUGGUUUCUCAUUUGAAUUUUGAUUCACUUAAAU
Molecule: messenger RNA, 2088 nt
Organism: Anoplopoma fimbria (sablefish)
Lineage: Eukaryota; Metazoa; Chordata; Actinopteri; Perciformes; Anoplopomatidae
Product: coiled-coil domain-containing protein 162-like
Exons: 16
Coding region: 1-1983 (660 amino acids)
Source: RefSeq, a predicted model, not a curated record